Molecule: messenger RNA, 1923 nt
Organism: Salarias fasciatus (jewelled blenny)
Lineage: Eukaryota; Metazoa; Chordata; Actinopteri; Blenniiformes; Blenniidae
Gene: sim2
Product: SIM bHLH transcription factor 2
Exons: 13
Coding region: 1-1923 (640 amino acids)
Biological process (GO): regulation of transcription by RNA polymerase II
Molecular function (GO): DNA-binding transcription factor activity, RNA polymerase II-specific; protein dimerization activity; RNA polymerase II transcription regulatory region sequence-specific DNA binding
Source: RefSeq, a predicted model, not a curated record
AUGAAGGAGAAGUGUAAGAAUGCGGCCAAGACGCGCAGGGAGAAGGAGAACGGAGAGUUUUACGAGCUGGCCAAGCUGCUGCCGCUGCCCGCGGCCAUCACCUCCCAGCUGGACAAGGCCUCCAUCAUCCGUCUGACCAGCAGCUACCUCCGCAUGAGGACCUUCUUCCCCAACGGAGUGAGUGAUGAAUGGCAGCGGGCCACAGUGUUCAACCCUCUGGACAGCAUGGCCAGAGACCUGGGCUCCCACCUUCUGCAGACUCUGGACGGGUUUGUGUUCGUUGUGGCUUCUGACGGAAAAAUCAUGUACAUCUCAGAAACAGCAUCGGUUCACCUCGGUCUGUCCCAGGUGGAGCUGACAGGAAACAGUAUAUAUGAGUACAUCCACCCAUCAGACCACGAUGAGAUGACAGCCGUGCUGGGCCUCCAGCAGCCCACACACCAUCCCCUCCCUCCAGACUGUGAAGUUGCACGCUCCUUCUUUCUGAGGAUGAAGUGUGUUCUGGCUAAACGGAAUGCAGGACUGACUUGUGGAGGAUAUAAGGUCAUCCACUGCAGUGGCUACCUGAAGGCACGUCAGUACAUGGUGGACAUCCAGCUGUAUGAAUCAUGUUACCAGAGUGUGGGGUUGGUGGCAGUUGGUCACUCUUUGCCCCCCAGUGGUAUCACUGAGAUCAAACUGCACAGCAACAUGUUUAUGUUCCGGGCCAGUUUGGACUUGAAACUCAUCUUCCUGGACAUGAGGGUGGCAGCGCUUACAGGCUAUGAGCCUCAGGACCUGAUUGAAAAGACUCUGUACCACCAUGUCCAUGCCUGUGACAUCUUUCAUCUUCGAUACGCUCACCAUUUACUGCUGGUGAAGGGCCAGGUCACCACAAAGUAUUAUCGCCUGCUGUCGAAGCAUGGAGGCUGGGUGUGGGUUCAAAGUUAUGCAACCAUCGUCCACAACAGCCGAUCAUCCAGACCACACUGUAUUGUUAGUGUGAACUACGUCCUCACUGACACUGAAAGUAAGGAGCUGUUACUGUCAGAGGACCAGAGUCAAGCCAUGAAGCCCGUCGUCAGUCUCACUUCUUCUCUGGAUCACAGAAAACAUCUCAGAACCAAAGCCACAAAGACAAAGAGCAAACUGAGGGCAGCUCCCUAUUCUGAGCCUUCACAGCCGGAUUCCUACCCUGCCCCCUCCAUGAAGCUUCCACAAUUCUGGCAGAGCGACCCGGCCUCAUGGUUCCAGCACAUCAAGGCUCUUUUCCAUCUGCGGGGCGUGGAUGCGGAUGACUCCCGGUAUUACUUUGUGGUUGCCGCGCUGGACCAUCAAUCCACCCGCCGGGUUAUGCUGCUGCUGCGCGACCCUCCACGGCAUGGGAAAUACGCCGCUCUCAAGCAGCUUCUGCUCCGGAGAUACAGCCUGUCUUCGGUUGAGAGGGCGGACAGGAUCCUCAGCCUCUCCGGUUUGGGGGACGAAGUCCGGGCGGCUUUGGCUAAUUCCCCGCGCAUCGCGGCUGGCGAUUACCGCGGCCUGGCGGAAGAAGCCAACCGUGUCCUGCUUGCCACCAGACGCUUCACGGUGCGGAGUACAGUCGUGGAGCCCCCACAGGUGACGGAGGUGGACCCCGCGGUGGUGUUGGCUUGGACUUGGUGGUUGGCACUGGAACCUGGUUAUCACCAGGUUCCAGUGCAGGCGGUGGAUGUGCCGAAGAUCGCGGUGAUCACCCCCUUCGGCCUUUUCGAGUUCCUCCAUUUUUCUGAUGUGGCCAAAGACCAGCCCAGCGACGAAGAUAUCCUUUCACUUCGCUCCAUCGGUUCGGGCCUGAAGCUUGAGGAGGUGGUGAUACAGGAGGGUGGUCCUACACUCCUGUGCACUCCUGUCCACGGGACAGCCUCGCCCUGUGAUUCCGGCAGGUUGGCGGCGGCGCGUUUUUGA